This is a messenger RNA of Vombatus ursinus (common wombat), 2987 nucleotides long. It is a transcript of the gene ZDHHC21, whose product is annotated as zinc finger DHHC-type containing 21. Gene Ontology annotation, molecular function: protein-cysteine S-palmitoyltransferase activity. The record is from RefSeq and is a predicted model, not a curated record. Lineage: Eukaryota; Metazoa; Chordata; Mammalia; Diprotodontia; Vombatidae. Gene Ontology annotation, biological process: protein targeting to membrane; peptidyl-L-cysteine S-palmitoylation. The transcript is spliced from 11 exons. Gene Ontology annotation, cellular component: Golgi apparatus; endoplasmic reticulum. The coding region runs from base 456 to 1253 and encodes 265 amino acids.
GUCGCGGCAGCUACGGAAGAGGUGGCCGAGCCAAGGGCCAGGCCGAGGCGAGCGCGGCCCCCGGCGCCCCCGAUGAAGAUUCUGAAGCUGAAAAAGUUAAGUGACUCAGCAAAGUCACACAGCUAGUGAGUGCCUGAGAGGGGUUCAAACACAUAUCGUGCGGACCUUAGUUCAGAACUUGAUCCACUACACCAGCCUGCCUCGGGCUUUCAUGGAGAACUGUUAUUGGAGAUGGAUCCAUUUGGUCAGAUGUAGUAUUAAAGAAUGAAGAAAGAAAAAAUUCCUAAUUAGUGCUACAAAAAUUACAAGUAAUUUCCACCUCAGCAAAUUUGCUAUUGAGCUGGUGGAGGACGACUGUUUCUUCUCAUACACCCAAAUUGGAAGGAUUAUGCUGGGCUACCUUCAGCUAACCAGGAUCACCAUCCCUUGUUGACUAGUAGUCAUAAAAUUAUACAAUGGGUCUACGGAUUCACUUUGUUGUUGACCCACAUGGUUGGUGCUGCAUGGGUUUGAUUGUCUUUGUCUGGUUAUACAAUAUUGUCAUAAUUCCCAAAAUUGUCCUCUUUCCUCACUAUGAAGAAGGACAUAUCCCAGGCAUAUUAAUAAUAUUCUUCUAUGGUAUUGCCAUGUUUUGUUUGGUGGCCUUAGUGAGAGCCUCAAUAACUGAUCCAGGAAGACUCCCUGAAAAUCCAAAGAUUCCACAUGGAGAAAGGGAAUUUUGGGAAUUAUGUAAUAAAUGUAAUUUGAUGAGACCAAAGCGUUCCCAUCACUGCAGCCGAUGUGGUCACUGUGUUAGGAGAAUGGAUCAUCAUUGUCCAUGGAUUAAUAAUUGUGUUGGUGAAGAUAAUCAUUGGCUUUUUCUGCAACUAUGUUUCUACACAGAGGUUCUUACUUGCUACGCAUUGAUGUUUUCUUUCUGCCACUAUUACUACUUUCUACCAUUAAAAAAGCGUAACUUGGAUCUCUUUUUAGUUAGACAUGAAUUGGCCAUAAUGAGACUAGCAGCUUUCAUGGGAAUAACUAUGUUAGUUGGAAUAACUGGCCUCUUUUAUACACAACUCAUUGGCAUCAUCACCGAUACAACAUCUAUUGAAAAGAUGUCAAAUUGUUGUGAAGAAAUAUCGAGGCCCCGAAAGCCAUGGCAGCAGACCUUCUCAGAAGUUUUUGGCACUCGUUGGAAGAUCCUGUGGUUCAUUCCUUUCAGGCAGAGGCAACCACUGAGAGUUCCCUACCACUUUGCCAAUCACGUCUAAACAGAUGGAUGGUGGGCACAGAUGGGUCCUCCAUGCUGGAAAUGCGUUACAGGUUUUAUGAUAAUAGAACUAUGACAGUCUUCAAGUCAAUUAAAAUCCACCCACCAAUCUUAGGCAUCAUAAUGUGCCCCAGGCUUUAUUUUAAUAGUGAUCUUGAUCCUGUUGUGGGACUGAUACAAGAUCUAUAUUUAAGUUUUAAAGCGUGUUUACUUUCAAAUUAGCUUUCCAUGGGGAUUUCUUUAAACUCAUUUGUUGUUAAACUCAAAAGGUAAUGACUGAGAUGAACUAAUUGUACACAGUUUUUUUUUUUUUAGUAUAAGCUAUUAGUAACUUUAUUUUGUGCAAAAUCACAGAUGUUUACUUAAAUUCUUCAUUUUCAAACGGUAUGACCAGAUCUGAACUUCUUCAGGGUUAUUUUCUUUUUAAACAGACCUUCUAUGCAGAUUUUCUUUUCUGAUGUAAUUGUAAAUCUUUAAAGCCUCCUUUUUCUUUAUACUGCAUGAUAUUAACCAUACAGCAGAGCCCUGAAAACAGGCAGUGUAUUUUAUAAGAAGCAAAUUUCUUGCUAAUGGUCUGCUCCAUAUUUUUCCUACUUCUUUCCCCAAAAAAAGUCUUUUAAAGGAAAGACUUAAAAUUCUCAUCUCUUAAGCAUAACGUUUCAAGAAAAGAAAAAAAAUAACCUGCACAUUUUUACCACUGAGAUUAUCACUCUUAUGUUGAUAAAAGAUGUUUAGGGCAAAGACCCAAAGGAAAUAUGUGACUAAUUUCCUGUUUUCCACUGAGAUUUGUUUUGUUUAUUUGUUUCUAAUAAUUUACAAUAAUUUCAUUUCUGCCUUUUAUCACAUUAGGAUUCAUACAUUUGAAAAGUUCAUUUAAUUUUAAUAUAUAAUAUAUAGUAUAUAGAGGAAUAUAUGUGUGCAAAAAUAGACUAACUUUUAUCUUGUAAUAGAACUAGAAUUGCUUUUUGAGUGUUUAUAUUUAAGAAUACUGAUCAGUGGAAUAUUUUAAGGUAUUCUUUUAUAUACUUACUGUUGUGGCAGAUAAGUAAUGAAUUUCUGACUGUCACUAAACAAAAUUGAAAUUUAGUUUUUAUUGGCUAAUUGAAUUAGGGCUUAAAUAUUAUUUUGUUGUUAUUGGGGUCCCUUUUUAUUGGCAAUGGCUACUGUUAUGAGAUGGCCUUAAAUCGUUAGGGAAAUUUAAUUGUUUUCAACUUAUAUUAGCCUUUUUGAUUUUACCAAACUAAAAUAUGAUCAUAAUAAUGGUAUAUUUGGAAGACAGAGAAUACAUGGGUAAAUAGGCAGCAUGUUUUGAGGAGUUCGUCUAUUUUAUUACACCAGUCAGAACUUUUAAAAAAUAACAUUUUGCUUAAGGAGUAAAUUGGAGGUUUUUGGCAUUUUUCAUCUGUCUACCUUCUAAUAUGUUAAUUUUUUGUUUUGUCUUAUCUUAAUGUUCAGGUAAUCACAUCUGGGAAAUAAUGAAACAGAAAUUUGGCAUACCUGGAAAUUUUAUUGUAGACAUUGUUUUGAGAUAUUGUAUAUAACCUUUAAAAAUAUUCUGUAGUAAUAGAGUAAGAGCCCAAGAAAUAUUGGCACCAUGUUUUCAUGGUCUGAAUAUAGUGUUUUAAAAAAACUUAAAUAUUUAAUAGCAGCAAGUGAAGGUAUUUAUUGGUGCUGACAGGGUACAUAGUUUAAUAUAAAAAAAAACCUUGUUGCUCCUGGCAGAGUGCUAGGAUAU